UCACUUGUAGUCUGCACAGGAGUAAUCCAUUCUGACAAUGCAAGGCCAGGUGGACCCAGCCCCCUCCAUUCGCCUGGGCUGGCUUGGUACAGUCCUGGGGCAGAGAAACUGCAAGCGGGUCCUGGACACAGCCUGUGGAGAAGGGGGAGAUUCCUUAGCUCUGGUGGAGGGGGGUCUGGAGAUGGUCAGCUGUGACAACAGUGAUGCCAGCCUGAGAAAGGUCAUGACUUUGAGGUGGAAGAAAAGGUCACAGCCUGGAUUUGACAUGUGGGUCAUAGCCAAGGCCAGACUGUCCACACUGGAGCAGGACCUUGGGCAGGAGGGAGUGGUGAUUGGUGCAGGGUUUGACGCUGUGCUGUGUUUGAACAACAUCUUCACUACAUUACACCAGGAAGACAUGAGGGCUGCCAUUUCCAAUAUGUCCAUUCUGCUGAAAAAAGGAGGGGUGAUGGUGAUCGACCACCUGGAGGGAGACCCAGAGGAAUCCCAUGGAACUGAUCAGCUCACCAAUGACAUGGACAACACAACAGCCAAACCACGGUCAUCAUCUGCUAGGCCAUUGACCUUGGAGGAGUUUGAAAAGCUGCUGAAGACAUGUUUUGUUGGUGGCUACACGCACACUCUGUAUGCCCAGCACAAGUCAGCUGCUGAGGAGGGCAAGCCAUUCAAGUUCUACCAUGUCAUUGACAAGCUGUAGCGCCAGUCUGUAGUGCUGUCAUCACAGCUCUCCAUCUGGCACAAUUUGUCCACAACUAUAUAAUAAAUAUGUUUGUUUACGCCACAAACCUUUACGUUAAUAGAAGACUUUGCUAUCUGUUUUGAAAGCAUGUUACUGCUAUGCAAGAAAAAUAAGCAAAACAUUAUUGAUUCUUAUUAUCAAUUAUAUUAAUGACUUAAUGUUUAAACAUCUUUUUGAAAUUCAACAAGAGCCUGGUUUAUAUAUUGCAUAACAUUGAUGGCCAGCUCAGACAGUUACUUUCAGAGUCAUUACAUCAAUACAGGAUGUAUACAGUACGCCAUUGUGAAAGGACUGUAUUUAUAUUUGCACAUUUAUAUUUGCAUGACUGUGAACAAUUGGCCUCCUUGGUGUUCUUAUCGCCCCUCAUUUAAUCAGAAAAUAUUCACGAUGAAGGAAAUGUCUACACAUAUAUGGAAUGCAUCAGGAAAGGCCUAGGGUCUGCAUGGGUUUAGUGAGUGUCUUAUUAAUGUUUUAUAUCCACAUGAUACCUAAUUCACCACAAAUGGAAUCUUGCAAAAAUUUGGCUGAUAAUAUGUUCAUUUAUGCAUAUAUAAUUGAUUGGAAAAUUACAGCCCCUUCUGGAGUUUAGUACCCCUUCAACUACAUACCUGUACAUCUAUAUAUAGCGUUAAACGUACUGAGCAAAACAAGAAUGACAGCUGUUGUCAAUGGGUUAUUGAAAAGUUUUCCUGUUUCAAUGUACAUGAAAAUGCAAUGAUUGCAAUAGCAACCUCACAUACUGAGUAUUCACACCAACAUAAUGACCUAUUCCAACUUCAGUGAUAGGGAGGCCAAAUGAAAUAUAUACUAUAACUGGUACAUUUGGGCUGGAAACAUCCUGCAAUUGCCCAUGAACCUUGACUCACUGGCCAUUAAUCAAAGUAUUAUUAGUCAUGUUUUUAUCAAAAUUCACUUAAGAAAAUGCAAACUAUACUACGAUGCUACAUCAACUUGAUAAUAAUUAUAUUACUACGAAAUAGAAUUACUAUGACGAUACACUCAAACUUACAUACCACAUUCUGUGGAUGGUGUGGGGUUGGGUGGCUUGUAUUGUAAUGUUGAAUAUGGAAAGUAGGGUUUCCAUGGACAGGAACAACAUGUACAUUGUACAAGAAUGCCUGUGCUACAAUGUACACUGUUUUAGAUGUCGUGCUGAUUGACAGACUCCCCUGGGAUGAUAGGACCAGUUCCAUAUACUAAUACAAUGUCAUGUAACAUUGGACAUAUAUGUACAUUUAAUUUAUGCUCAAUGUGGUAGGACUUAACUAAUAAAAAAAAUCCUUUGACUUUUGGUGAACAUUUGGAUGAUCUUUAGAAGUGGGCUGCCCUUUACACAUUGAGAUACACUGUCACAAGUUGGUCCUGCCACCUCAUGAAUACACAGGUGUUUACCUCAUGAA
This is a messenger RNA of Branchiostoma floridae (Florida lancelet), 2139 nucleotides long. Its product is annotated as glycine N-methyltransferase-like. The record is from RefSeq and is a predicted model, not a curated record. Gene Ontology annotation, biological process: one-carbon metabolic process; regulation of gluconeogenesis; protein homotetramerization. The coding region runs from base 38 to 697 and encodes 219 amino acids. The transcript is spliced from 6 exons. NCBI's taxonomy places the organism in Eukaryota, Metazoa, Chordata, Leptocardii, Amphioxiformes, Branchiostomatidae. Gene Ontology annotation, molecular function: glycine N-methyltransferase activity; identical protein binding; glycine binding. Gene Ontology annotation, cellular component: cytosol.